This is a messenger RNA of Falco peregrinus (peregrine falcon), 4152 nucleotides long. RefSeq names its product striatin interacting protein 2 (gene STRIP2). Gene Ontology annotation, biological process: cytoskeleton organization. Gene Ontology annotation, cellular component: cytosol. The transcript has 21 exons. The record is from RefSeq and is a predicted model, not a curated record. Bases 1 to 2481 code for a protein of 826 amino acids. NCBI's taxonomy places the organism in Eukaryota, Metazoa, Chordata, Aves, Falconiformes, Falconidae.
AUGGAGGCGGCGGGCGGCGCGGCCCCGGCCCCGGCCCGGGCUCGGCCGGCCCAGCCCCAGCCCCAGCCCCCGCCGCAGCCCCAGCCCCAGCCCAAGAGCCGGGAGCUGUUCAGGAGCCAACGGAAGGAGUCCGAGGGCUCGGUGGAUUGCCCCAACCUGGAGUUUGAAUACGGGGAUGCUGACAGCCACGGCUCCGAGUUAGCAGAGCUCUACAGCUACACCGAGGAGCCUGAGCUCAGCAACAACAGGAGGUGCUUCGAGGAGGAUUUUCACACUCAAGUGCAGGACAGGAGGUGGCUGGAGCUGGAUGGGGCUCAGCAGAAGGCCUACAUCAUGCACCUGUUGGAUGGGCUAGAGGUGGUCAGCAGGGACAAGCGGCUCAAAGUAGCAAGGGCCAUCCUCUACCUGGCACAGGGUGUCUUUGGAGACUGCGAUAAUGAAGGCGAUGUCCUGCACUGGUCUCGGCACAACAGCUUCCUCCUGUACCAGCUGGGAACCUUCACCGCCUUCCUGGAGCUCCUCAACAUGGAGAUUGACAACAGCCAGGCCUGCAGCAGUGCCCUGAGGAAGCCAGCCAUCUCGCUAGCCGACAGCACGGAGCUCAGAGUGCUGCUCAGUGUCAUGUACCUGAUGGUGGAGAAUAUCCGUGUGGAGCAAGAGGUGGAUCCUCCUGAGUGGAAAACCUGCCGGGAGACUUUCAGGAUGGAGCUGAGUUUCCCUGUUCACACUGAAGAGCCAUUUGCUCUUCUGCUUUUCACAAUGGUGACCAAGUUCUGCAGUGGCCAUGCUCCACACUUCCCCAUGAAGAAGGUCCUGCUCCUGCUCUGGAAGGUGCUUCUGUUCACGCUGGGUGGAUUUGAAGCCCUGCAGGUGAUGAAGGUGAGGAAGCGGGAGGAGCUGGGGCUGCCACCCUUGCCAGAGGACAGUAUCCAGGUGAUGCGCAGCAUGCGUGCUGCUUCGCCUCCCACCUACUCCAUCGAGCUCAUGGAGCAGCAGCAGCAGAAGCGUGGUCACCGCAGCCGGAGGCCCCUGGUGAAGCAAGACAGUUUGGAUAUCUACAAUGAGAGAGACCCUUUCAAGAAUGAUGAAGCAGGAGUCGAUGAAGAGGAGAAUGACGACGUGGACAGCGGGAUCGAGGGGGAACUGGACCUGAUGGAGCGGGAUGCAAUUAUCCCCACAAUGCCUGCUCAGCGCCUGCCUAUUGAAAGGGUGUCAUUUCCCAAAGGGCUCCCCUGGGCCCCCAAAGUCAGACAGAAAGACAUCGAGCAUUUCCUGGAAGCAAGUAGGAACAAAUUCAUUGGAUUCACGCUGGGACAAGACACUGAAACCCUGAUAGGGCUACCACGGCCCAUCCAUGAAAGCGUGAAGACACUGAAGCAGCACAAAUAUGUUUCCAUCUCAGACAUCCAGAUCAAGAACGAGGAGGAGCUGGAGAAGUGCCCCAUGUCUCUGGGGGAAGAGGACGUCCAAGAAACCCCUUGUGAGGUCUUGUAUCGAGCAAUGUUGUACAAUCUCCCCCAGUAUAUGAUAGCUUUGUUGAAGAUCCUCCUUGCUGCAGCACCCACCUCCAAAGCCAAGACCGACUCCAUCAAUAUCCUGGCAGAUGUGUUGCCUGAAGAGAUGCCCAUUACCGUUCUUCAGAGCAUGAAACUGGGGAUUGACGUGAACAGACACAAAGAGAUCAUCGUGAAGAGCAUCUCAGCUUUGCUGCUCCUGCUCCUCAAGCACUUCAAGCUGAACCACAUCUACCAGUUUGAGUAUGUGUCCCAACAUUUGGUGUUUGCCAACUGCAUCCCGUUGAUCCUGAAGUUCUUCAACCAAAACAUCAUGUCAUACAUCACUGCCAAAAACAGCAUCUCCGUCCUGGAUUAUCCACAUUGUACAGUCUAUGAUUUGCCUGAGCUCACUGCAGAAAGCCUGGAAGCUGGAGACAACAACCAGUUCUGCUGGAGAAAUUUAUUCUCCUGCAUUAACUUGCUGAGGAUCCUCAACAAGCUGACCAAGUGGAAACACUCGAGGACAAUGAUGUUGGUAGUCUUUAAGUCAGCCCCAAUACUGAAACGAGCUCUGAAGGUGAAGCAGGCCAUGAUGCAGCUGUAUGUCCUCAAACUGCUGAAAAUCCAGACCAAAUACCUGGGGCGCCAGUGGAGAAAAAGCAACAUGAAGACCAUGUCUGCCAUUUACCAGAAGGUGCGGCACCGCAUGAACGAUGACUGGGCUUAUGGCAAUGAUAUUGAUGCAAGACCAUGGGAUUUCCAGGCUGAAGAAUGCACCCUGAGGGCCAACAUUGAAGCCUUCAAUAGCCGGAGAUACGACAAACCUCAAGACUCAGAGUUUGCACCAGUGGACAACUGCCUGCAGAGCGUGCUGGGACAGCGGCUGGAGCUCCCCGAAGACUUCCAGUACUCAUACGAACUCUGGUUGGAACGGGAGGUGUUUUCCCAGCCCAUUCGCUGGGAGGAGCUGCUGCACUACCAGUGAGAAGGCCACCUUCACCUGCCCCAGUCCCACCUCAAUAAGGACUCAAGGUGCUACAGGCUGAGGAAAGGAAGAUUAUUUUGGACCUGGGUGUUCUUAGGCACAGCUGGAAAAAGAUUAUGGUCUUUCCAAAGAGACCCAGAGACCCCUGAGUAUGCAGCUCCCGUCUUUUUGGAGGUCAUCCCUUUCCUGUGACUUCUUGUAGACCAUGCAGCAUCAAUUGACCUGCACAGAGGCCACAGACGAGGCUCCAGUGUCACAAUAGUGGCAGUGUCAAGAGUGAGCUUAUCUGGUCUUUACUUCAGAUUGACACCAGUGUACGAGAGCUGAGUCCAGGUCUGUCUCUUAGCUUGGUUCACGCAUGUAAGUAAAUUUGUUGUAAAAGUAUCUCAACUGUGAAAGGUUUUCAUCUCUCCCAAAUGCUCCACGCUGUGCUGAAUUUGUUUUCAUUUAUUCAGUUAUGGCUGUCUGAUAAUGUGCUUCAAACACCCUGCUGCCAUGAACAAGCUGCCCUGCUUUCCUAAUGAAGCUGAAAAUAAGAAAUAUGUGGCACUGGCUGUGACAGUCUCAGUCAGAGGUGACAGGCUGACUUGGCCAAAGGAGAUGACAUUACAUCUUGUCCCUAGGCUGGCAUUACUGCUGCUGGGAUUACACAACCUGACUUACAGAGCCUUGCUUCCACAACUGACAAUUUUUGCAUCACCAGGGAUAGUAAUCCAUUACCUUUUCACUGCUCCACUUUUCCUCCACCAUUCUGUUCACUGUGCAGUGUUUAGAGCUGUAAAGGAUGUUGAUCGCCUCUCUUUCUCUCCACCUGGUUGUUUUUGAAGGAUACUUACUGCAGCUGUUAGGUUUCCAGAUAGCUUUCUUCAUUGCUUUUUAGCCCUUCUAACCCUGGAGGAGACCGUGAAUGCCGCAUUAAAUAACCUAAUUUUUGCACAGAUUUUUGGUUAUUCAGGGGAAUGUUUGUGCCAAGUCUUAAAGUGGGGAGGAAAAGUGCUUUGGUUAACGCUUUAUUGCCAUCAUAUGAGGAAAAGAAUAGACACUGCAGUCUGUAACUUUCAGAAUGAAUAGCAUAUUAGAGCUAUAAACUUUCUAUAAAGUCAAUGCAAACGCUACACUUGGGUAAAGCUGCCCUGCAUGGGGAUGGCAGCUGAAGGCAGGCUGGAAACCCAUGAGGGCUGACCUGCUGAGUGAAUCUCAGCCCUUGGCACUGUGCAGAGUGACAGUCCCUUCUCCUCAGACAAUGGUGCUUUCUGAGGGCUACACUGAGAAGGCAGGGUGGGCUUCACGGUACUUUAGUAUUAUGACAGAGCCUGCAAACUAUAAUCUUUCCUCUACAAAAUUUUAUCAGUCCAGCACAGGGAGUCCUGGCUCUAACCUCCCUCUGGCCAUGAAGCCAGGAGUUUGUUUUUUGUCACAGAAGCAUGUGUUAAUAUAGUGCAGGCAAGCACUUAGGCCGUACUGUUAACAAAAUAUCAAGCACACAAGUGAUAAAACCACAAGUAUUACUUAUUACAGGGUUUGUGCUUAUUGCUGUAGAAUUCAACUGAGAGUGUUUCCUAAAUGGCGUUUGUAAAAGGUGUUUUUAAUGGAAAUAGCAUUAGUAAACCCACUCACCUUUUUAAAUAUGCUUUUGUUCAAAAUAAACCAGAGCAACUUUUAAAGCAUGUA